AUGUUGUUUUGCAUCAGAAUUAGACGCAAGAUGCAAACGUUAGGAGUUCUAGUCUGUGCUUUUUUCAUAGGCAGCUCCGGAUUCUUAAUUAAAGUGCCUACCGCUGUAAAUCUACCAGAGCCAUCGGAAUCGGUUCCCGUCAACUUGGUGACUGUUCAAAAACUACUAUUGCCGCUUUUCGAGGAUGUCUGCGAAAUCAGCAAAGAUCCGGACAUAUUGAAAUCUGCCCAGGAAUUCUUAAGCUUAUUAGAUGAAGAUUUUACGGAUCCUGAAGCGAUAUCGAAUUUUAAAGAAUUAAAAUCCAAAGGAUUUUUACCUAAAGGCGAAAUUUUCACAGAGUAUAAUAAAAGUCAUUUAGAUGAACUUGAAAUUGUCUACGAAACGUUGUGUAAUGCGAAGAACUUCGACGUAUUCUUCAAAGCUGCGGCAUGGGCAAGACAAAACUUAAACUGUGGGGUUUACAUUAGCGCUCUAUAUUUAGCCGUCGGAAAGAGGCGAGACACAAAAAUGCUAUUAAUACCCCCGCCAUAUGAAAUACUCCCCAAUUAUUUCAUUAACAAAGAUGUUGUAAUCCAAGGAUCGUUUAUCGCUUCCGGCCAAGAACUCGAACUAUCUGAUAACGUUGAAGUUGAAGGAAAUUCGUACACGAUUAACGCUAAUUACACGGGAAGUUUCUUUGAAAAUAACGACGAGUCUAAAUUGGCGUACUUUCGUGAAGACGUCGGCUUGAACACUUUUUAUUAUCUAAGAAAACUGAAGCAAGCGCCGUGGUUCAAUAAUGACAUUGUCAAUGGUAAAUACGGGGAAAAUUUGUUUCAAAUGAUGACACAAUUGAACGCUAGAUAUAAUAUGGAACGCUAUGCGAACGGACUACCAGAGCUUGUUAGUUAUACGUGGGCAUCUGUGCCAGAUGUGCCGUACGAUCCUACGUUAAUAUACACAAACGGAAAUGAAUUUGGUUCUAGAAAUGACCAUCUACAAAUGUUAGAUUCGGAGAGUGUCGGAUUGCUUCAAACUAUUGAGAGCAACAUUGGCACCGUGGUUCAACAUAUGAUCGACACUGGAUACAAUAAAACACAAAUAUUAAACCAUUUAAUGGAAAUCCUUGUAACGGGUGACAGAAGCUAUGAGACAUUGUCACGACAUCUCCUUGGCAAAGAUCAUACCGACAUCGGAUAUCCGUCUGCAUUACAACACUACAUGACAACGGUAAGAGACCCGAUGUUCUGGAUUAUUAAUAAGAAAAUCGUGGACAUUGUUUAUAAUGCGCUACAAUACGUACCACCGUAUGAACGAAAUGAGUUAUAUUUCCCAGGAGUAGAGGUCGUAAAUGUUGAUGUUAAGAAAAUGUUAACAGCGUUUGACUUCUCUGAAUUUGACGUGUCUGAAGCUUUAAAAACAACUGAAGAUAAAACCACGUUCCAAAUUAAAAUUGGUCAACCGAGAUUAAAUCACAAGCCCUUUACUAUCAAAGUGAACAUUUCGUCAUUAAUAUCACAAAAGGGCGUUGUUAAAAUGUAUCUUGGACCGAAAGUAUUACCGGGCGAGUUUGCGAAGAAGAAAAAUAUGUUUACGUUGCUUGACAGCUUUGAAACAAGUUUGAAACCGGGCACGAACAUCAUAACAAGAACAUCCGAUGCUAUGAAACAUUUCUCUAACGAUUUAAUUUCUCUUAGAACUAUACACAAAUACGUACAGAAUGCAGAAUUUGGCUUAGACGCUAUUCCAUUUAAAAGUUUUGAUUUUCAAACAGGCUACCCUUCAAGGCUAGUCCUUCCCAAAGGCUCUACUGAAGGAGUACAACUCCAAAUAUUUGUAUUCGUUGCCCCACUUUAUAAGGGCUUCGAAAACUUUAGUAUAUUACCACGUGCAGAGUUUAACAAAGCAAUACUUUCUCCUGGCUAUCCUUUAGAUUUGACUAUUGAAGAUAAGCAGUUAUUCGAUUUACCAAAUGUUUUCUUGAAAGAUAUUAUCGUUAUGCAUAAAGGAGAUAGUAAAGUUGAAAACUAUGGCGGUGCCGGUGUCAGUAAAAAGUGGUAUGGCACCAAUACAUACGAUCCUUCUUUGAAACCAAAUUAUUCAUCAAAUAAUGAACCAUUUGAUUAUCAGUCCAAAAAGAGUCAAUAUGGAAAAAAAGACUACUACGCUACUGAUAGCAGUGGUUUUAAAAAAGAAGAACCAAUUAACAUGAUUCUUGACACAGAACAGAGAGAGGAAUUAAUGGAAGGUCCAGCUAAAAGACCUAUUCUAAAACUGUCAGCUGGAUUAGAUAAUAAUUAUCAAGGUAAAAGUAAUGAUUACAGAUCUAAAAACGUAAAAUAUAGUUACGAGGAUCAAAAUAAACUAUAUUCCUCUGAUGACACAGUAAAUAAAAAAAAUGUAAUCAGAAAUGAAAGCCCACAGGAAAGCAUUCUACAUGAACAAAAUUUUCAGGAAACAGAGCCUCCAAAUAAACCAAUUCUAUUUGCAGACAGUUCACAGAAUAUUGUGACUGGGAAAAAUCAAAAUGAAUUUCAAGUUCCAGGUAUACUGUCAUUGCCUAGUGGCCCAAUCACCAAUAUUGAAGAUAUACCAUUCGAUAUAAAUUUCAAUAAAAAAGGCUCGGAUAUAUCUAAAAUUUCAAAAUUAAGAUUUUUUAUAAAUAUCCCGAAACAAAAUUUUACAAUAUACGACUACAUCAAAAAAUUAAUGGAGAGUAGUCAAGAUGAUGAAUUGUACGAGUAAUGUAAAAAUAUAGUUAAAUUUUAGAAAUAAAUGUUAUCUUU
Messenger RNA from Bombyx mandarina (wild silkworm), 2765 nucleotides. RefSeq names its product arylphorin subunit beta. Lineage: Eukaryota; Metazoa; Arthropoda; Insecta; Lepidoptera; Bombycidae. The record is from RefSeq and is a predicted model, not a curated record.